Messenger RNA from Chara braunii, 950 nucleotides. The record is from the annotation of a GenBank genome assembly. Lineage: Eukaryota; Viridiplantae; Streptophyta; Charophyceae; Charales; Characeae.
GGCGAAUGUCAUGAUGCAACCGGGCACUUUGGCUACAAGAAGACGAGUGCUAACUUAGUACAGCGAUUUUGAUGGCCUGGUAUGUUUGAUGUCGCGAAGAAGUACGUAGAGACCUGUCAGUUCUGUCAGCGGGACAAGCCGCGAACUCAAGCACCGCUUGGGUUGUUGAAGCCUUUGCCUAUCCCUGCUGGUCCAGGACAGAGUGUCUCCAUGGAUUUCAUGGACACCCUGGUGACUAGUAAGAGUGGCAAGAGGCACAUCUUCGUCAUCAUUGACCGAUUCACCAAGUACGCUAGACUAGUGGCUAUGCCAGAGACCUCAAGAACUGACUACGUCAUCAAGUUGUUCAAAGACAACUGGGAGAGGACGAUUAUUGUCAUCUUCCAAACGAAGGAUCAGACUCUUGGUCUAUCACUAAGGGAGCAACUGAUCCACAUUUACGAGGAUGGAUGGUAUCGGGAUCCAGCAAGGAAUCCGUCGGCAAAGAGUGGAAAAACGCACGGGGAAGGCCCUAACGUCAUGUCGUAUGUGGCAAGGUCUCUGGAGAUUGCCCGGUGGAUGACGAACGUUGGUGCUGCGGAGAUCCCGUGCAGAGGAGGCAGUUUCAAGGUGCUUUUUAAACCAUGGAUGAUGGGUGCCAAGCUGGAUGAUAUGAGGAACCAGGAGCAGGCUUCACGCUUCAGAUUGAUCGCCCUACUGGUCCCGUUGGUGGCGAUGUUUACGCUUCAGAUUGAUCGCCCUACGAGUCCCGUUGGAAAAGUGUUGAAGAUGCACCCGUCGGACAAGAAGGAGGAUGAACCCUCGCUGGGGAAUGUUAAAAUAGACUGUGAAUCGGGAGUUCGGGAUUCAUACAGAGAUUGGAUCUACGUUCGUAGCAAGGACGGCGCAGAUCUGGAGAUCAGGAUUGCCACAUAGGAGUCUCCCAUCUGCAACAAAUGCUUGUGGUGGUU